CCCAACAUGCUGCACCUUCUCUUCUUGCUGUUCAUUCCUUUCUCCCACUUGUCAGUAGCAAUGGCGGAGGGCAACGCCAAAGCCAUGUUCGUCUUCGGCGAUUCGAUCGUCGACAGCGGGAACAAUGAUUUCUUGGACACGACUUCCAAGGCCAACUUUUAUCCUUACGGAGUGGAUUUUCCGGGGGGUGCCACAGGCAGGUUCACUAAUGGAAGAAACCCGGCGGACAUACUGGCGCAACUGCUGGGUCUCCCCCACUUCCUUCCUGUCUUCUAUGAUCCUCGGACCAAGGGAAACGCCAUUCUUUCUGGAAUCAAUUACGCCACAGCUGGUUCCGGCAUACUCGUUUCCACUAGCGAAAGAAACAACGUCACAUCAUUGGGGGAGCAAGUGAGCAACUUCAUUCAUUAUACGCUACCGGAAUUGGCCUCUCAACUCAACGGGAGUGGUGAGCUCGCAUCGUAUCUAUCACAGAGCAUAUUUCUUAUCAACUCUGGUGGAGUCGAUCUCUUCGACUACUGCCUGGAUUCUAGCUUUGCCGAAUGCAUCAGCGUAGCAGAUACAUUGCAAGGAAAUUUCACCCAACAGCUUGAGAGGUUAUACAAUCUUGGGGCACGGAAGUUCGUGGUGUUUAAUCUCAUGCCUGCCGGGUCCAACAUCUUCUGUAGAACCAAAAAUAAUGGUUCUGACGAGGAUUUUCUGAACGAGGCAGACUCGUAUCUAAAUCACCAGCUGAAGUAUGCUCUGGAUGGUAUGAGCCGAGACAAGCCUGGCUUCUGCUUCGUCUACGUCAAUAUCUUCCACAUGGUUAUGAGCAUGCUCGACGACCCAACUGCUUACGGAUUGAAGGUAACCAAUGAAACUUGUUGUACCGUGUCCGCUAGUAGUGGCGAUAUGGAAUGUGCUGAAGGAGUCGCACCGUGCUCGGAUAGGAGCACUUACCUCUUCUAUGAUGCGGUGCACCCGACUGAGAGUGUCUACGUGCAAUUGUCAACGAAGGCCUUCUUCUCUAAGCUCGACACUGAGGUCUACCCGUUCAAUGUCAAUGUUCUAGCAAACCUCACCCUGGAUGUUGGGGCUUCUUCGAAUGUUCAACCAUGGAGUGAUGCUUAAUCUGUAUAUCCUUCAAUGAAGCGAAAAUAUCAUGGCUCUUGAGGGGAUGUAUUGAUAAAACUCAAAUAAAACACAG
Messenger RNA from Nymphaea colorata (pocket water lily), 1189 nucleotides. Its product is annotated as GDSL esterase/lipase At5g45670-like. The transcript has 4 exons. Bases 7 to 1113 code for a protein of 368 amino acids. NCBI's taxonomy places the organism in Eukaryota, Viridiplantae, Streptophyta, Magnoliopsida, Nymphaeales, Nymphaeaceae. The record is from RefSeq and is a predicted model, not a curated record. Gene Ontology annotation, molecular function: hydrolase activity, acting on ester bonds.